Populus trichocarpa (black cottonwood) is the source of this 1824-nucleotide messenger RNA. RefSeq names its product DUF21 domain-containing protein At4g14240. Bases 145 to 1653 code for a protein of 502 amino acids. NCBI's taxonomy places the organism in Eukaryota, Viridiplantae, Streptophyta, Magnoliopsida, Malpighiales, Salicaceae. Gene Ontology annotation, cellular component: intracellular membrane-bounded organelle. The record is from RefSeq and is a predicted model, not a curated record. The transcript has 13 exons. Gene Ontology annotation, biological process: magnesium ion homeostasis.
UGCUAGCUGCUGUAUACUCUUCAUCUUUUUAUUCGCUCUCACUAGACUCUUUCUUGAUCUCACAGAGAAACAACUAGAAAGAAAACUUACAAAGACAUCCAAAAUCAAAUUAUAAUAUUUAUCAAUAAAAUUUGAAUUAUAAAGAUGCAACUGUUAAAUGCGGUGAUGGCGACGAGGAUGUUGACGGAGUUAGGAGGUCAAUCAAACGGAGACGAAAUACCGUUUGGAUCGUUCUCAUGGUUUGCGUACGCAGGAAUUUCUUGCUUCCUCGUUCUCUUCGCAGGUAUCAUGUCUGGGCUUACCUUAGGCCUCAUGUCUCUUGGUCUUGUCGACCUCGAAAUUCUCCAACGUAGCGGCACUUCCACCGAGAAAAAACAAGCUGCUGCGAUUCUUCCGGUGGUUCAAAAACAGCACCAGCUUCUGGUGACUCUGCUUCUUUGCAAUGCUGCUUCUAUGGAGGCUCUUCCUAUAUACUUGGAUAAGCUUUUCAAUCAGUAUGUUGCUAUAAUACUUUCCGUGACUUUUGUUCUAGCUUUUGGAGAGGUUAUUCCACAAUCAAUAUGCACCAGAUAUGGAUUAGCUGUCGGGGCCAAUUUUGUAUGGCUUGUGCGAAUUUUAAUGAUACUUUGUUAUCCAAUUUCAUAUCCCAUCGGGAAGGUUCUGGAUUGUGUAUUGGGACAUAACGAAGCAUUAUUUAGACGGGCACAAUUAAAAGCCCUUGUUUCCAUCCACGGCUUGGAGGCUGGCAAGGGUGGUGAACUCACACAUGAUGAGACAACAAUUAUUAGUGGGGCACUAGAUUUGACUGAAAAGACUGCUGAAGAGGCUAUGACACCUAUUGAAUCAACUUUCUCCCUAGAUGUCAAUUCAAAGUUGGACUGGGAGGCAAUGGGAAAAGUUCUUGCACGCGGUCAUAGCAGAGUUCCUGUAUAUUCUGGGAAUCCAAAAAAUAUCAUUGGACUACUUUUGGUGAAAAGCCUUCUCACUGUUCGACCUGAAACAGAGACCCCAGUUAGUGCAGUUUCAAUCCGAAGAAUUCCACGGGUUCCAUCUGAUAUGCCUCUGUAUGAUAUACUGAAUGAGUUUCAAAAGGGUAGCAGUCAUAUGGCAGCUGUUGUGAAGGCCAAGGGGAAAAGCAAGGCUCUUCCACCAACAAUUGAUGGGAAAGAACAUGAAGGAAACAAAGUAACUGGCAAAGAGUCCCAAUUGACUACUCCAUUGUUGUCCAUGCCAAAUGAGAAGUUAGAUAGCGUUGUUGUGGACAUGGAUAGGGUUUCAAGGCCAAGUAGGCAGCCUUCUUUACAGCGUAAUGAUGCUUCAAUUAAAGGAAUGACCCUGCUAUCAGAGGACAUUGAAGAUGGUGAAGUAAUUGGUAUCAUCACCCUAGAAGAUGUAUUUGAAGAACUUCUGCAGGAGGAGAUUGUGGAUGAAACAGAUGAAUAUGUAGAUGUACAUAAAAGAAUCCGUGUGGCUGCAGCUGCAGCUGCUUCAUCUGUGGCGCGGGCACCAUCAAGUCGAAGGUUAACAGCCAAUAAGGGAUCUGGAGGCCACCAAAGUAAGCCGGGGCAAACACUGAAGAAAUCGGAGAAUGAUUCAAGUGCCACAAGAUUACAAGGGACUGCCGGUGAGCCUUUUCUUGGAAACAAGAGAUAAAUAGGUCUCACACACCCAUGUACUUUUGGAAAAAAUCCUGAAAAGAGAUUUUUUUGUCUGCCUCGUUAUUCUAUGAAGCAUAUGCCUAUAGUAUAGCGAAAACAAGUUUUGUUUAUAUAUCUACAUGACAAUUAAUUCGAGAUCAUAUGAAUAAAUUGUAGGCUUGUACCA